Cajanus cajan (pigeon pea) is the source of this 2271-nucleotide messenger RNA. RefSeq lists its product as uncharacterized. Gene Ontology annotation, biological process: regulation of photosynthesis, light reaction. The record is from RefSeq and is a predicted model, not a curated record. NCBI's taxonomy places the organism in Eukaryota, Viridiplantae, Streptophyta, Magnoliopsida, Fabales, Fabaceae.
GACAGAAACAUAACUGGUGGCUACGACGCAGGUAUCUUCAACUGUCGCCAACAAACAUCGCUCCCAUGUAUAACGAAACCACCCAAUAGUGUGGUCAGUCCCGUGAGUCAUGAUCGCCUCCUCCACCCCCACCAACGUUGGACCUCACCCUCUGCGCUUUCUGUCCAAACCAGCCACCACAAGGUUUCUCUCUCUCACACUCCACUCUCGGGGCAUCGCUGCCGCACUUUCCUCGACCACUAGCACCCCCUUGAAGCCCACGUGCCGCUUCAACUGCUACGGCGCCAAAGAUGGAAGCUUUGAACGGAAAGAGGAGGAGGGUGAGCGCGAGGUGCAUUGUGAGGUCCAAGUGAUAUCGUGGAGGGAACGCCGAAUCAACGCGCAAAUUACCGUCGAUGCUGACACUGAAUCCGUUUGGAAUGCUCUCACCGAUUAUGAGCGUCUCGCUGAUUUCAUCCCAAAUCUUGUUUGGAGUGGGCGAAUUCCUUGUCCAUACCCAGGGAGGAUAUGGUUAGAGCAAAGGGGAUUCCAAAGGGCAAUGUAUUGGCAUAUAGAAGCUCGUGUUGUGUUGGAUCUUCGAGAAGUCAUCAAUUCAGCAUGGGAUCGAGAACUUCACUUUUCCAUGGUUGAUGGGGACUUUAAGAAGUUUGAUGGCAAAUGGUCCGUAAAAUCUGGAACAAGGUCAUCAACUGCUAUUUUAUCUUAUGAAGUUAAUGUGAUACCAAGAUUCAAUUUCCCCGCCAUUUUUUUGGAAAGGAUUAUCCGAUCUGAUCUUCCUGUGAACCUCCGAGCUUUGGCUUACAGAGCUGAAAGGAAUUUUAUGGGAUAUCAGAAACUUCCACUGUCAGAAAAUCAAUUGCACAAAACUUAUAUAGCCAUUAACGGGUCAUCUGUUGAAAAGAUAAAUGGUGCUUUGUGUGAAAGUGUUACGUUGCCACCUGCAGAAAACAAAAAAGAAAUUUUUGGUUCAGUGUCUGGUUCCAUGCUCCCAUCUUCCAGUGACGUGAGCAGCAACUGGGGUGUGUUUGGAAAAGUUUGUAGGCUUGACAGACCUCGCAUGGUGGAUGAAGUUCAUCUCCGCAGAUUUGACGGACUUCUGGAAAAUGGAGGUGUUCAUCGUUGUGUUGUUGCAAGCAUAACUGUUAAAGCUCCUGUUCGUGAAGUAUGGAAUAUUUUAACAGCCUAUGAAACUCUUCCUGAGGUAGUUCCAAAUUUAGCAAUCAGUAAGGUUUUAUCACGAGAUAACAAUAAAGUCCGCAUUCUUCAGGAAGGGUGUAAGGGCCUUCUUUAUAUGGUGCUUCAUGCUCGUGUUGUGUUGGACUUGAGUGAAUAUUUAGAACAGGAGAUCAGUUUUGAACAAAUUGAAGGGGACUUUGAUUCAUUCCGGGGAAAAUGGAUUUUUGAACAGCUAGGAAAUCAUCACACACUUCUAAAGUACUCUGUGGAGUCAAAAAUGUGCAAAGACACUUUCCUUUCUGAAGCCAUCAUGGAGGAGGUCAUUUAUGAAGAUCUCCCAUCAAACUUGUCUGCAAUAAGAGACUAUAUUGAGAACCAGAAUGUAUCAAAAUCUUCAGAAGUUUGCGAGGAGAAUACCAAUUCAGGGCAACAAACUGUUUCAUCUGUCUUUCAGAAAGACGAAAACUAUGGUUUAGCUAAGGAAGUUCCUAAUUGCAAUGUUCAAUGUUCAUCUCAGCAAAGACCUAAAGUGCCAGGAUUACAGAGGAAUAUUGAAGUACUAAAAUCUGAACUCCUGAAAUUCAUUGCAGAACAUGGACAGGAAGGAUUUAUGCCAAUGAGGAAGCAACUUCGUUUACAUGGAAGAGUGGAUAUUGAGAAGGCUAUAACUCGCAUGGGUGGAUUCAGAAAGAUCGCAAUAAUAUUGAACCUUUCUUUGGCUUACAAACACCGCAAACCAAAGGGUUACUGGGACAAUCUUGAAAAUUUGCAGGAAGAGAUAAGUCGGUUUCAAAGGAGCUGGGGAAUAGACCCUUCAUUUAUGCCCAGUAGAAAGUCAUUUGAACGUGCAGGGAGGUAUGAUAUUGCGCGUGCAUUGGAAAAGUGGGGUGGAUUACAUGAAGUUUCUCGCCUUCUGUCACUCAAGGUAAGAAAAAGGAGCAGACAGGAGAACCUUGGUAAGGAAAAGAGGAGUGAUCAUAUAGAUAGUGAGAUGAAGACACCAUGUAUUUCUCAAGACACGCAAAAGUGGCUUACAAAACUAAAACAGAUGGACAUAAAUUGGUUUGAGUAAAAGAGGAAGGGUUUUGAUUUAAA